Musa acuminata subsp. malaccensis (wild Malaysian banana) is the source of this 902-nucleotide messenger RNA. RefSeq lists its product as uncharacterized. The record is from RefSeq and is a predicted model, not a curated record. Lineage: Eukaryota; Viridiplantae; Streptophyta; Magnoliopsida; Zingiberales; Musaceae.
AAUUACCUUUGGCUGCUUUUGUCCGUCACGCGGGACGAGAGGUUGUGUCCGACACGUGUCGAAGCAGAGUUGGAAGAGUGGGUGCGGACAUGGUCGGAUACGUUCACGUCGUCGGUUUGAUAUUUUCACCCCCCGGAGAGUCGGGAUUUAAUCCCGAAUAAUUUAAUGUAGAACAAACAAGCCCUCUUUGUAAGGCAACUUCUCAUGGAUCUGAGGGUGACUAUAUCAACCGCGGAAGCCAAGAAGGAAAAGGAGAGAAUAAAGAGGAGGACCAGAACACAGAGGGAUUCAGACACGAGAAACUGUGCACCGACAACCGUUUGCGUCACCGGACGUAGAAGGAGGGGGUGGUGCUCUUCGUCGGAACGGUACACCGGGGAAGGAGGACUGGCGGGAGCAAAGAGGCGGGCGUCGGACUGCGGGAACCGGCGGCAGAGGAUGACGGCCAAGAACGUGGUGUCCUGGUGGCGGAGGGAGGUGGUCUUCCGCGUCAAGCGAGCUUGGCUCGCCGUCUCCUCCCGCGUGGAGACUCGGAAGCACGGGAAAGGGAUUCUUAAGCUCUAUGAUGAUGUGCAAAUGUGUGGCUACCAAGAUGUGCAGGUUAUGUGGGAGAUUCUGACCAAACCUGAGAUGGAGACACCAAAGAGGCUGAAGCAGAGGAAGGGAUCGAUAUGGCGACUGUCAUCCUGCUGCAGAAGAACAAGAUUCUCCCUGAUGCAAUGGAAAACUAUCAGUGAAACAGUAGAUGAGAAAGGUAAACAAAGCUUGGCUAUGUCAUGAGAUCAUAACAAGUAGAGAUGACUGUAGAGUCUUGCAAGACUCAGGUGUACCUGUACAUAUGAUAUCUAUCACAAACCUCUCCCAUCAACUGAGGUGGAAGAAGGGUUUUAAGCUGUUGUCAA